Molecule: messenger RNA, 2846 nt
Organism: Neodiprion fabricii
Lineage: Eukaryota; Metazoa; Arthropoda; Insecta; Hymenoptera; Diprionidae
Exons: 4
Coding region: 852-1904 (350 amino acids)
Source: RefSeq, a predicted model, not a curated record
CCGGCACAGCGUGUAGUGGAAAAGUAGGGAAAAUCGCGCGACUCGAUGAAAUCGGUUGGCAAUCGGCAAGAGAAACAUUUGAAUUCUGCUUGGAUAUUGACGGGAAAAAAUCGGUACCAACUGACCGAGUUUUGUGCCACCAUUUUCCCGCCAAAAUAUCCACCUAUCUUCACGCCGCGAUUCGACACUCGAUCCUUGCUUUCGGAUCGAUCGGUUAACUCCCUGAAAGCUUCCGGAAUCUUUCCUCCGCCGGAACGACGGACGUGAGCAAGAAGGACAUGAGGCGUUGCGGAGCCAAGGGCAGGAUCCAGGUCACCGGGUAACCCAGAUGGGGUUCCUUGCCGCCUGCAUUCUCGCCCAAUGGCGCUGCGUCCCCGCCGAUCUCCGACCAAUAACGCGUCGUCUUUUCAACCCACGAUUUACUCGGCGCGUAUGAGAGUCGCGUGCUCGCUGUCUCCGCAGAUUUAAGCCUGUUCCUUGGCGGGCAGGAUCUCCGAGGCGUCUGCCUUUUACAAAUUUUCCGCGACGUUUUCGCCGAUUUUUUUCCCAGACGUAUUAUUAUUACUCGCGAGAGUCACCGUUUUCGUUUUUUUUUUUUUUUUUUCUCUCUAUUUUUCUUACUUCAAUCGAUGCAGUUUUCCGUUUAGAUCGGUGCUUCGCCCGGCUACGGUUUAUUCUUCUUCGUCGCACGAGUUGUUCGAAGUUCGUUCACUUUUCUCCAAGUUUGUAUCGGUUCCUCGCUAAAUCGAGGAAUCAGGUCGAUCGGUAUUCCGGUGAAAAGAUAAUUUGAAAAUAAGUAACUAAAUCAAAAAUUGAAUUAUAAGGAAUCUCGGUAAAAUACAAAAAAUAACAUGAAUCUUACGGUGAAGUUUUUCGUCAUAUGCUCAGUGAUGGUAACCGUGUCUUCGGCAGGAAUACUUGAUACUCUGUUUUCCUGGGGCCUGGCUGAAACCGAAGCCCGAUCGACGACGCCGCCGCCGUCCAAGUGUCUCUGUCAAGCAUCCGGCUGCCUUUGCUGCGUCGACCUUAAUUUGACAACGGCCAUUGACCUGGGAGGUCCUGUAUGCCUCAACAUUAAACAGAAGGAGGAAAACGUCACCCUGAAUAUGAGCUUCGGGGAGAACGCGAUGCACAACGCGACGAUUCGCAUUGCCGAGGCGGCGAACAAGCGAACUUGCAUGAACCUUCUCUCGGAUUUGGCGCAACUCUGCGCGACAUUUACGACGGUUAAAGAGGCGGCUUCCGGUUACGACGGAUGUUUGGCCGUGGAACCAGAGCUCCUGAGCACGACGCAGGCGGUUUACCAAAUCGGUUGCUUCAAUUUCAACCAGGACAACAUUCGACAGCUUGACACGACAGCGGCAGAGGCACUGACGUCCACGGAAGUUCCGGAGACUUCGGAGGCACCGGAAACUGGCGAUGGUGCGGGGGAGGACGAGGACUACAAUCUGAACCCCGACGAGCUGAUCGCAGCGGUUUCGGCGAGCGCCGAACAAGGAAUCGCGUUGUUCUCCCAGUGGCUGGGCCUGAACCUAAACCCGAGCCUGAACCAGACGACAUCGCCGAUCGAAGAUGCCUCGGGAUCGACGGGAUCUUCGAGGGGGGCGCGAAAGCUCGAGGGCGAAGUGCAGCGGGACGCGAUAAAGAGCGAGGAACGCUUCAAGCAGAUCCUUAGCGCCCAGGACAACAUCCAGAAGGAGUCGCCGAGGCUCGGCCAGGUCCCCGACGUCGAGACGACUUACGUCUACACCGAGCCGCCCCGGCCCGGAAGUCUGGCCUCUCUCGUCGAGCCCGAGGCGGUGAAGCAGCCGGAAGUGCCGAUCGACGGCCUCGCCGUUGUCCCGAGGGAAUCACGGAGGGGUGGACGCGCCUACAACAUCCAUCAGCACGUCAACGAGAUAUAGAGAUUUCACGUGCGAAAAUGGCUGCGGGAUAGCGGAAAAAUAUAGAAAGAUCAAAAAAUCGAUCGGACAAUGUGUCGAAUUUUUUUUAUAAAGGCACGAAAAGUUGGUUCGUUGAUUGUUUUUUUAAUUUUCAAAGUCCGAGUACGGAGAAAGCAAAAUCACAGAUAAGUCGGAACACGGAAUGCCGAAUUGCAGAAUCGUCGGAAUUCGUCUCGAUACCACUUUAUGUUUUAAUCUUUCUACAUUUUUUGCUAUUCCGUACUUCGAAUUUUUAUACUCACAAUCUUUCAUACUCUGAAUUUCCGCAAUUUCAUUUAUCAGAUAUUUUUGCAUUUAUGAAAAUUCGAUACUCUGGCCCUUCGAUCAUUCGAUAUUUCUGAUUUUUUUCUCUUUCUUUUUUUCACCCUUAACCCCAAAAACCUUUAGAAAAAUUCGAGAAAUUAAAAAACAAAGCACCCCUACAACGGAGGUAGAAACUUUUGAAAGUUUUUUAUCGUGCGAAUUUUUCAUUUGCACGGUAUUUAAAUUGUUACAUUCAGUGUUUGUUUGUUUGUUUGUUUUUUUUUUUCUUUCUUUCUUUUUUUACGAAAUUUUAUUUACCGGCUGUAAAAACAAACUUGUUAAAAAUCUAAAACAACGAAAUCCACAUUCUUCUAGCUUCUCUACACCUCGCUUCUCGCGUUGCGCGAAUAAUCGUCAUAUUGUCCAACGGCACAUUGCGUUACGACACUCGAUAGAAAAGAAAAACAAAGGAGAGUAAAAAGUUUCCAUAUUCAAUUAACUAGUACCACUGAACGUUGUAAUUCAACAAUAAAAAAAAAAAAAAAAAAAAAAUUGUCGCGUCGUCGAUUGCUGGAUCGACAAGAUUACUUUUUAUAUACAAACAUACUUACUUAUAAGUUUAAAUUAUUUAUUAUUAUUAUUGUUUAUCCUGUGUAUUUG